Protobothrops mucrosquamatus (brown spotted pit viper) is the source of this 2573-nucleotide messenger RNA. It is a transcript of the gene SIK2, whose product is annotated as salt inducible kinase 2. The coding region runs from base 72 to 2573 and encodes 833 amino acids. The transcript has 14 exons. Gene Ontology annotation, cellular component: cytoplasm. Lineage: Eukaryota; Metazoa; Chordata; Lepidosauria; Squamata; Viperidae. Gene Ontology annotation, molecular function: tau-protein kinase activity; ATP binding; protein serine/threonine kinase activity. The record is from RefSeq and is a predicted model, not a curated record. Gene Ontology annotation, biological process: protein phosphorylation; microtubule cytoskeleton organization; intracellular signal transduction.
CAAUAAAAAUCAUCGACAAAUCUCAGCUAGAUUCUGUGAACCUGGAAAAAAUUUACCGGGAGGUACAGAUCAUGAAAAUGCUGGACCAUCCACAUAUUAUCAAGCUUUAUCAGGUGAUGGAGACCAAAAGCAUGCUGUACCUUGUGACAGAAUAUGCCAAAAAUGGAGAAAUAUUUGAUUACCUGGCCAAUCGGGGACGUUUGAGCGAGACGGAUGCCAGGCGCAAAUUCUGGCAGAUCCUCUCGGCUGUGGAAUAUUGUCACAGCCGGAAGAUCGUACACCGGGACCUCAAAGCGGAGAACCUCCUGCUUGAUAACAACAUGAAUAUUAAGAUAGCAGAUUUUGGGUUUGGAAACUUCUACAAAAGUGGUGAGCCUCUGACUACGUGGUGUGGAAGUCCACCUUACGCAGCUCCUGAGGUCUUUGAAGGCCAGCAGUACGAGGGGCCACAGCUGGACAUUUGGAGCAUGGGUGUUGUCCUUUACGUCUUAGUUUGUGGAGCUUUGCCUUUCGAUGGACCGACCCUCCCCAUCUUGAGGCAGCGAGUUUUGGAAGGAAGGUUCCGCAUCCCCUAUUUUAUGUCUGAAGAGUGCGAGCAUCUCAUCCGGAGGAUGCUGGUUCUGGAUCCAUCCAAGAGACUCAGCAUUGCCCAGAUUAAGGAUCACAAGUGGAUGCUAAUAGAGGUUCCGGUCCAAAGGCCCGCUCUCUAUUCCCAGGGGCAAGAGAACGGACCUUCCAUCGGAGAAUACAACGAGCAGGUCCUGCGGUUGAUGCACAGCCUGGGGAUUGACCAGCAAAAGACCAUUGAGUCCCUGCAGGAUAAGAGCUACAAUCACUUUGCUGCUAUCUAUUACCUGCUGGUAGAGAGGCUGAAGUCCCACCGCAGUAGCUUCCCCGUCGAUCAGCGGUUAGACUCUCGCCAGCGGCGACCCAGCACCAUCGCCGAACAGACAGUCGCCAAGGUAAUUGCUUCUGUGGCUCCUGUAAACUUGCACUCUCCAAACGUGAGGAUACGAAGGUCUCCUGGCCUCCCGCCAACAGUAGAAGCGUUCUCCUUCCCCAGAUCUGUCUGCCAGGUGGAAUCGACUUUCAUGGAAGAAGAGAGAGUCGACACGCCCAAAGUGAACGGCUGCCUGUUGGAUCCCGUUCCCCCGGUGAUGGUUCGGAAGGGGUGCCAGUCGCUCCCGACCAGCAUGAUGGAAACUUCCAUCGACGAAGGGAUAGAAGCGGAAGGGGAAGCGGAAGGGGAUCCCGCCCAGGCCUUCGCAGCGCUUCAAGGAUCUCGCAGUGGGAAGAGGCGACAUACCCUGGCCGAAGUGACCAACCCUCUCUUGGCCAUGCCAGGCCCAGGAAAAGUCUUCUCCAUGGAUGAGAACCAAUCCUUGGGCAGUGUUGACUCGGAAUAUGACAUGGGAUCUAUCCAGAGGGAUUUAAACUUCCUGGAAGACACCUCCUCCUUGAAGGAAAUGGUUCUGGCCAACCCACCAGCUCCGAGGAUGACCCCUCCUUUCAUUGGCCUGAGACCGCCUAAUCCAGCUAUGCAGGCAUUGGCUGCCCACAAACGGGAGAUCCACAAUCGUUCCCCGGUCAGCUUUCGGGAGGGGCGCAGAGCUUCGGACACAUCCCUGACGCAAGGAAUCGUAGCGUUCAGACAACACCUUCAGAACCUGGCCAGAACCAAAGGAAUCCUGGAGCUGAACAAAGUCCAGAUGUUGUAUGACCAGAUGAGGUCAGAAGAUGAACCUUCUCUGGAAUCCGCUUCUCCUCACUUGCCAGACUUUGAGGGUGGCUCCCAGCAGGAAGAGGCGUCCUCGCCACAGGAGGCGGCUUCCACCUUCCCCAGCAGCCUCCAUCCCCCGUUGCUCGCCAGGCGCCAGAGCUUAGAAACGCAGUAUUUGCAGCACCGGCUUCAGAAGCCCAGCCUGCUUUCGAAAGCCCAGCACGUGUGCCAGGUGUUUUGCAAGGAGAUACCUCGGAGCCUGGAACAGCAGCUGCAGGAGCACAGGCUGUAUCAGAAGCACCUCUUUCUCCAGAAGCAAUCCCAGCUGCAGACUUACUUCAACCAGAUGCAGAUCGCCGAGAGCACCUACUCCAGAUCCGGCCAGCUGCCCCUCCCUUGCCAUGAGGAUCCCCCUCCUCUUCCUCCCCCCCAGUUCAGCCUGGUGCAGGCCUUGAGCCCCGUCAUGGAGCCUCCGUCUGCCGAAGACAUGCAAUACGACCCUUUCCUCGGCCAGUAUCAGAAGCUCCAUCUUGACCAUCAACCUCCUCCCGCCCUCCACGGCUCCUCCCAGGUUCCCCUGCCAGCACCCUCCCAGCCACAGUAUUCCUACCAGACUUGCGAAGGGCCAGUUGGCCUCUGCCCUGACCUGAACUAUGCCGGCCAGCCUCAGUAUCCCCUGGACCCCAGCCAGCAGAGUGGUAUAGCCAUGGGCAACGUCCAGAGGGCCUCAGAUCCUCCUGGCUCUCAGUCCAGCUACGACACCUUAAACCUUGCCCAGUUGCCGGGGCUCUUGGAUUGCGAAAUGAUGGAGACGGUGGAUCCCCAACACGGAGGCUACGUCUUGGUGAACUAG